UUUAAUUGAAACAUGGACGGAAGACAAGGCAUAUUAUGAACUUACAAACCACAUCGGUACCGAAAUUAGGAAAAAUAGACGCCAAGUCUAUAGGAAAAUGCUGGAGCGAGAUAAAAUAUGCUGCCAAAAAUCGGGAUACAUGGCGUAACAAGGGCGGAACAUUGUCUUAAGCAAUGGCGACUCGUACCACCACAAUAGAGCAGCAAAAUGAAAUAAAAGAGAAUUACUAUGACCAAGUAUUACCAAAGGAGUCGCAUUUUUAUCAACCAAUCAGAAAGCUUGAAAGAAAAAUUGGGUUUAUCACACCCAUAAUAUGGUCUAGUGCAAUUAUUAUAAGCCUGUUUCAUUUAAUUGUUGUACCAUAUUUUGCAUACUUCUUGUACAGUGGGAGACGAUGCCUCAGAAGCACGUUUAUAUUACAAUUUAUAUUUGGAUUUAUGGCGGGACUCGGUGUCACUGCAGGCGCCCAUCGACUUUGGACUCAUAAGUCUUACAAAGUGAAAAAGCCUGUAAAAAUACUGCUUCUAAUAUUUUACGCUAUAGCCGGCCAGAACAACAUCUACAACUGGGUCCGCGACCACCGCUUGCACCACAAGAAGUCAGAAACAUUUGCCGAUCCUCACGACGCGAACCGAGGGUUCUUCUUCUCCCACGUGGGUUGGCUGAUGAUGAAGAAGCAUCCUCAUGUGAUAUCUGAAGGGUCCAAGAUAGACAUGAGUGAUAUAACCAGUGACCCUAUGCUGGUGUUUUUUAAUCGGUACUUCAAUAUCUUCAAAUUCAUAUUCUGCUUCCUGAUACCAAUAUUUCUCCCAGUUUAUAUGUUUGGAGAGGAAUUAUUUGUAUCUGUACUGUCUAGCUUAGUACGGUAUAUAGUAUCUUUGAAUGGGACAUGGUCCGUUAAUAGCUUCGCACAUCUGCAUGGAUUGAAGCCUUAUGAUAAGGAAAUAAUGCCAUCAGAAAACAAUAUCGUAUCAAUAAUUGCGCUUGGUGAAGGUUGGCACAACUACCAUCAUACCUUCCCCUGGGAUUACAAAGCAGCUGAGUUGCCAUAUUUCAUCAAUUUAACAACUGUUUUCCUAGAUUUAUUAGCGUUUACAGGUUUAGUAUAUGAUAUGAAACAGGCUUCACCUGCUCUUAUAAAGGCCGUGGCAGAAAAAAAUGGGGACGAUACUCGAAAACUUGAUUAGGAAUAAAAUAUAAGGUUUUUUUAUGUGAUGUUUUAAAUUAUUUUAAUUAUGUGAUGUCAUAAGUUAAAGAAUUCGGUGUUAAUAUUUUUAGUUAAGUUUGUAACGGCUGUUGAAUUAUAAUUUUUAGAAUAUUUUUUUUUUUUACAUAUUUGUGAUAAAUAAUGGGAACUAUG
Molecule: messenger RNA, 1360 nt
Organism: Colias croceus (clouded yellow)
Lineage: Eukaryota; Metazoa; Arthropoda; Insecta; Lepidoptera; Pieridae
Product: stearoyl-CoA desaturase-like
Exons: 7
Coding region: 174-1187 (337 amino acids)
Biological process (GO): unsaturated fatty acid biosynthetic process
Cellular component (GO): endoplasmic reticulum membrane
Molecular function (GO): stearoyl-CoA 9-desaturase activity; iron ion binding
Source: RefSeq, a predicted model, not a curated record